Osmerus eperlanus (European smelt) is the source of this 1268-nucleotide messenger RNA. RefSeq names its product adhesion G-protein coupled receptor G7-like. Gene Ontology annotation, biological process: G protein-coupled receptor signaling pathway; cell surface receptor signaling pathway. Gene Ontology annotation, cellular component: membrane. The record is from RefSeq and is a predicted model, not a curated record. Gene Ontology annotation, molecular function: G protein-coupled receptor activity. Bases 59 to 1054 code for a protein of 331 amino acids. NCBI's taxonomy places the organism in Eukaryota, Metazoa, Chordata, Actinopteri, Osmeriformes, Osmeridae. The transcript is spliced from 6 exons.
CAGGGUUAAUUAUGUCUACGCUGAAGCCCUGGACUGGAUCACCUAUCUGGGGUGUUCCAUGUCUGUUGUGGGCUUGGUUAUCACAAUAGUUUUUUAUGUCAUGACCAGGAAAUCCGGUAACAGCAGCCCAGCAGUCCUGAUGGUGAGCCUCUGUGUCAGUCUCCUCAUCUUCACCCUCCUCUUCCUGCUGGGGAUCGACAACACCAACCCACAGUCCCAUGAACCUGAAGACAAGGAUGCCAAUGUCAUGCCUUCCUCUGACAAGCACGUCGACCCAGACGACGGACCCUGCACUGCCGUGGCAGUCUUACUGCAGUACUUCCUGAUGGCCACCUUUGUCUGGAACUCUCUCUAUGCCUGUCACAUGUUCCUACUGCUCUGGAACCCCCUGAGGAGACCCCCAUCCUACCUCCCGACUAUCACCGUGGUCACUGGAUGGGGAGUUCCUGCUGUUCUUGUUUCCAUCACAUUGGGAGUCACCUACAGAGUGGACAAUCCAUUAAACUACCGACAGGAAGAAUUUUGCUGGCUUGCUGCUGUAAACCCAGAGGGACAGUUUGACUUUGCAAAGCCAAUGUUCUGGGGGUUCCUCAUCCCAGUGGCUCUAAUUAUGAUCUUUAACACAGUUAUCCUAUGCUAUUUUAGCUACACAACAUGCAGGACAGACCCGGAAUUAACCAGCACCACACAGUCCUCCAACAAGAAAAAACUUCUGAGUAGUUUCUCAUUAGCAGUGGUGUUGGGUCUCUCCUGGGUAAUAGGCUACCUAAUGCUCGUCAUACCAAACAAGAACAUGCACUUCAUCCUGAACAUCGUCUUCUGCCUGUGUACCACCACACAGGGACUUCAAAUCUUCAUUCUGUUCGUAGCAAGAACGUCCAAAUUCAGGCAAAUUAUAUUGGAUCUUCCUAUCGGCCGCCCUGUCAAAGGUUUCACUCUAUGGAAACACAAAGCCAGAAAUAACAUCGAUUCAUACAAAGAACUGGAUGCAUACAGCUCUAGCCAGUCAAAACUGGUUGUUUCAGAAGAGACAGUAUUAGACCGCCAAUUAUAAGGAAUACCGCUAAACCUCUCUUUCCUCCAUCAUCACUGUUGGAGCCAUUAUACAACUUUGUUUUGUUUAUAUACCACAUUGGUGAGGCUAAUCUGCAGUUUUAUGUUUGAGCACUUGGUGGAGCAUUGCCUUUGGGAAGGCAUAUACCGGUAGGUAAUUAACAGCCAGGGAUACACAGGUGUGUGGCUAGGUGGAAAAGCAUACAGCUUUUCAC